CCCCCUGGUCCUCAUUGUGAAGCCGAGGAAACAUCGCAAGGUUUCGACGACGUUGGUAUGAAAUGGCAGAAACUGCUUGUGUCACGGAAGCACACAGAUUAGGUUACGUAGAAGCUACACAUGUAUUUUGCAAAGAUCCCGGCCUGCUAGUGUGAGGGGAAACGGGAGCGUAUCCGGAGGACAAAGGAAUUAAAAGAGCUGUUUUUCUCCCAACAACAACAACAAAAAAAGCGUCCGGGUUGUGUCUCCAGCAGACAGCAAACGGCGACUGCGGGUCGACACUUGUAAUUAACCGGAGAGGGGUCUUGAGAGGACAGCCCCAUUGAAUGCCCAAUCAUAGCGUUUGUCCAAGGCUUCACCAUGAACCGGAACAAGCGCGAAAAGGAGUACUACAGUAUAGAUGUGGGCGAUUCAACGUUUAUGGUUUUAAAGCGCUACCAGAACCUCAGACCCAUCGGAUCGGGAGCACAGGGAAUCGUCUGUUCAGCGUAUGACCACAACUUGGAGAGGAACGUCGCCAUCAAGAAGCUGAGCCGGCCGUUUCAGAAUCAGACUCACGCCAAACGGGCCUACAGGGAGCUGGUGCUCAUGAAAUGCGUCAACCACAAGAACAUAAUCGGCCUAUUAAAUGUAUUCACACCACAGAAGACACUGGAAGAAUUCCAAGAUGUGUAUAUAGUGAUGGAGCUGAUGGAUGCCAACCUCUGCCAGGUGAUCCAGAUGGAGCUGGACCACGAGAGGCUGUCCUACCUGCUCUACCAGAUGCUGUGUGGCAUCAAACACCUGCACUCUGCCGGCAUCAUACACAGGGACCUGAAGCCCAGCAACAUCGUGGUGAAGUCCGACUGCACACUGAAGAUCCUGGACUUUGGCCUGGCCCGGACAGCCGCCACUGGCCUCCUCAUGACGCCCUACGUGGUCACCCGCUACUACCGCGCCCCUGAGGUCAUCCUGGGCAUGGGCUACCAGGCCAACGUGGAUAUUUGGGCUGUGGGCUGCAUUAUGGCAGAAAUGGUUCGCCACAAAAUCCUUUUUCCAGGAAGGGAUUAUAUCGACCAGUGGAACAAGGUGAUCGAGCAGCUGGGGACCCCGUCUCAGGAGUUCCUGAUGAAGCUCAACCAGUCGGUGAGGACCUACGUGGAGAACAGGCCCCGGUAUGCUGGCUACAGCUUCGAGAAGCUCUUCCCUGACGUCCUGUUCCCUGCAGACUCUGAACACAACAAACUGAAAGCGAGCCAAGCCCGAGACCUACUAUCCAAGAUGCUGGUAAUAGACGCGUCAAAGCGGAUCUCGGUGGACGAGGCUCUCCAGCACCCUUAUAUCAACGUGUGGUACGACCCGACUGAAGUGGAGGCACCACCACCCGCCAUCACAGACAAGCAGCUGGAUGAAAGAGAGCACACAGUGGAGGAGUGGAAAGAGUUGAUAUACAAAGAAGUGUUGGACUGGGAAGAAAGGACAAAGAAUGGUGUCAUAAGGGGACAGCCAGCGUCCAUAGCACAGGUGCAACAGUGAGCGGCAGCCACCACCAGCACCGCACCUCCACGCCCUCCUCCGCCUCCGUCAACGACGUCUCCUCCGUGUCCCCCGACCCGACCCUGACCGACCCAGACAGCAGCCUGUAGAGACGGCCAGCACCGGCGCUGCUCUGGCAGCCACCGGCCCCCUGGGCUGCUGCAGAUGACUAUCAUCUACACCCCCUCCUGGUCCUGGGAUGGGCCUCGCCCCCUGGUCACAUCCAAGACCGCUUGCCCGACACUGGCUCCUGGCCCCACCCCCUGCAUCCCCCCCCUCCCUCUCUCUCUCUCUCUCUCUGUGCUUGUCUUCAGUAGAGUAGCGAUUAGCCAGCUAGCUGGACAGAUAUAUUUUUCUUUUCAUUUUUUAUUACAGUUAUAGUCUUUUUUGUUUUCUUUUUUUAAAUAAGGAUUUCUUUUUGUUUGAGUCCUAGCUGUAAUUUAUUGUGGCAUUUCUUAAUUUUUUUUCUCCGAAACCUAAGAUGAUGAUAUGAGAAUUUUUAUGAUUUCACUACGUUCCGGUUCACAUUAACUGACCGUGAGAACUGAAAGAAAUAUCUGUAAAAUGUUUUAAUGUGAUCUAUUUUUCCGUUGGAAGUCAUUUGUUAAUUUGUAAGCUACUGCUUUUACAACUUGCCAUAUACAUGUAGACUGAGUUUGUACAGAUUUUACGGUAGAUGUAGUUUUAUCUCCGAUACCGGUUUGCAGUGAGCCAUUGAAACAUAAUUGAAUUGGCAGAUGUAUGGUCUCAGUACUCCCCUCCUCCGUUUUAUCUCACGUGUUAUGGAUAUCGUUUUGAGGGCAUACGACAUAUCCGUUGAUUUGAACUGAGAUCGUUUCGAUUUGAGUUGUAAAAAAGUUUUUUCCGCUUGCGAGUAACUACUACUUCCUACAUUGUCAAAGAAAAAAUAACGAUGAAAGCUUUAUAUUUUACUCAUUCUUCACUUACUGUUCGGACACGAUAGGAUUUCAGAAACGAUUUUCACUCGCCAUAUAAUUCAUUUCACCUUCUACAUUUAAGCCACGGGAUUGAUAAUGACCCAGUUAGGUCCCGCCAUGGUAACUGUGGGGCUUUUUUGAAAGACUUCUGUAUUUUUAAGUGCUUUAAAGUGUCUCUUCUUGUCUGCAACAGGCUGUGACAUUAUGGAACUGGAGUGGUGGUAUUGCUUUGGAGGACUGGAUGCGCGUUCUCCACUGGCUCGCUUUGACUGUGAGGUAUUGCUAACAGUUCAGAAUGUUUUUUUUUUGUUGUUUUUUUUUGUCGCGCUUUGGGAGGUUUAUCGAGACGUAGACGAGUUGUGUGAGGUUGUAAAAUCGGUGACGGUGUUGAGUAGAAUGUGCUUCGGUCAAGUAGGGGAUUGCGGGAAAUGAGAAUGCAUGUGAACGUGUCGAAAUUGGGUGUCUUGGAGGGAUAGUGAUUCUGCAGCCUGAUGGAACAGUGUGCAAACAUGUCCUACUACCAGAUCCUGUUGCUAGCAAUGUGCUUUCGUGAAUUUGGAAAUGUUCUUCUAAAGGUUGGCCUUUGCAUAACAGACAGAAAAAAGAAAAAAACCUGAAACCUAUCAGCACAAACAACCAGAGUCAAAAGAAACAAAUAAUUCGUGACUGUAUGCAAUAAUAGUGCCCUUUUUUUUUUUUUGGAGUGUUUCUUGAUUCAGAUUUGAAAGGAAAAGUGCCUGUUUGUCAUUCAUUCCUGAGUACGGGGGAGGAAGUGGAUUCAUUACGUGUAGGUUUUUAUGGUGUCUGGUUAACAACGACGAACCGGUGAUGUAUGAUGGGGUUGUAGUUCUCACAAAUGUAUUGUAUAUUUUUCUACUUGUUUUUGAUUUUUGACCCUUCAGAGGGGAGACUGUUGUGUCUUGCAGGGUAAGAAAGUGAUGGCGUAUAUACGUUGAGAUGCUUAAGCACGUGUUUGAGUCAUUUCGGAAGAAAAGGCAGUUUUAUCAAGGUCUUUCAUCAAAGUAAAAAGAAGUGUUUCUUUGCAAUGACAGCAACCGAAAUAUAGGUUAAUGCAUUUUUUGGGGGGGAUUUUCUUUAAGUACUGAUGUAAUGUGAUGAUUAUAAAAGAAAAUAUUGAACAGGAAGUUUUCAAAUAUAACUACUGGAUCAAACUAAACGAGGGAACUCUUCGACUGCAUUAUUGUCAGUGUUUUGUGAUGGUUUAGGAUACUGUUCACUGGUGGAGUUGCAGACGGACACGUAUCUAAUAGGCAGAGCCAAACAACCAAUGGCGUUUCUGGCUAAUUGAUUUUUUUUGGUUUUUUUUAACUUGUGGUACAAACUGAAAAAAAUGAUCUAACCAUAGUUACUUUAAACCAGCCAUAUUAGCUGAAAGCUAUCUAGGCAAGUUGUGUAAUGGUUUGUUGACUUUUUGAGAUCAUGAAUAUCACGGCCAUAAAUGAAUAAAACAAAAAGGAGUCCAUGUUCUCUUCAAUUUAAACUUUUUGCUCCGCUUAUUGAGGUUUCAUGCAGCCAUUCUGCCUGCUUGACAUGUUUGCAUAGCUAAACUUCCUAUCUGCAAAAUGCAGAGUUAGGAUGUAUUGUACUGUCUUGGUAAAUGAGCAGGUGUUGUGGAUGUUGGCAUAAACAUCCCUGUAUUAGGAUCGUCUAAACGUGCAACACAGAACUGUCUCUAGAACCUCUCUAGUCUUUGAUAAGGACGUUUUGCAAAGCAAAGUUUCAAGAAAGGUUGUCUAUAGGCUGUUGCAUAAAAUGCUGUGUGCUCUGUGCUGUGCUCUACUUGAACAAGUCAUCGGCUGCCAAAUAUAUAAGGCUAAACACAGACAUAACCCAGCUAUGCACCAGCUAUUCGUAAAUGUGUGUGUGUUUGUGUUUUAAUACCUAGCUAGUUUCAAACUAAUGAUUUAGUUAAUUGGGUUGCACCAUUUUAACCUAAGGAAUGUCUUAUCCAGUAAAAAUCUCUAAGCAAAAAGCAAUGGGUAAAUUGCUUGCUUGAAAUCAUCUGAUCAUAAUCUGUCAAUAAUGUAAAGUGAAAGCUACUAAAAGCUACUAUAGAGUCACAAGCUGUAACAUAACUCAAAAAAAUGAGUUUUAGUAGGCCAAACGAUUAAUUAAACAUAACUGUGAAUCCUUUGUAAAUGUAACUAUGACUUUGUUCUAUUUAUUUAUGCAUACAUAGAGAAGUAUGUAUUUCAGAAUCAGUAAUAUCCAUACAUUUCAGUAGAAGUGAGAAGUGUCUCAACAUGUUACAGCAUAACGUUUUGUAAUUUGAUAUAUUUUUUGGUAAUUUUGUGUAAUUUGUUUAAAAUUUCAAAAUCUUCCUAGUUUACAUUUUUAUUAAACAGCAUUUUAUCAAGUGUAUGGUCAGAAUAUCGAAACGGGUAACAUAUUAGCAAGCAUUAGCCUUUUCACUGAGCUACACAAUAUUUAACAUUUAAUGUAUCAGCAAGCAAACGUUAGCUUUGUCAGUUAGCUACACAAUUGUUAACAUUUAAUUUAUCAGCAAGCUAACGUUAGCUUUGUCCCUGAGCUACGCAACAGUUAACAUUUGAUAAAUUAGCAAGCUAAUGUUAGCUUUGUCACUAAGCUAUGCAACAGUUAAAAUAUGAUAAAUUAGCAAGCUAAUGUUAGCUUUGUCACUAAGCUACGCAAAGGUUAACAUUUGAUAUAUUAGCGAUCUAAUGAUAGCUACACAACGGUUAACAUUUAUUAUAUAUGCAAGCUAACAUUAACACUAUUUAAUAACUAGUUUAUGUGGUGCAGCCCAUUUUAAUUUAGUAAAUCUCCACUCUGUAAACACGUUAAAACUAGGCUACCGUAAGUUUGAACUUACGAACAGCUGGUGCAAGUAGCUCAUGCGCUUUUCAGUCACCCAAAACGAAAAUGAAAGGUUUGGCUAGUAAAAUGCAGUGGCAGCAACUGCAGAGGAAGAUUAGUACAGUACAAGACUAAAUUCAGUCUGCAGCACAUUAUUGUAGAUUCCCACAGCAACAAACUAAAUUGUCCGGUAGUAAAUGUGCAGUAGUAUUUUAACAAACAAUGAGUGAAAACUAGGACUUAAUCAGUGUCACAGCUGUAAGAAGACAGUAAUAGCAGGGAGAAAAUCAGUGGUAUGUAUCCAUUUGUCAUAUUAGCCCAUUUGUCAUAUUAGCUAAAAAUAAUCAGUCAGAAAAACAACAACUUUGUCUAAAGUGCUCUUAAUUUCCUUAGCCCAACAUUAGGGGCUAUAAUUGGAGUAUUUUCUCAUGUUUUAUUUCUUCUUAGGUUGUUGUUUGCUUUUUAUUUUUUUUUUUUUAUAAUUACCGCAUCUCUCCAAACAAUGUCAUUCUGAUUUAAGUCUGCUUUGAUGAACUACCUCACGCUGAAUUUCUGCCAGUUCUUGCAUAUACUUAGUCGCCUGCAGAAUUAGCUAUCGAAGACGUGUGAAUAACAGAUUCCAUUAUUUAUUUAUUUGAAAGUGUACUAUUUGUCGGUUUCAACAGACUUCUAGUUUUGUACAUUAUGUAUACUUCACCUAGAAGUAAGAGAAUUGUUAUAUGUCAUUUUUGUUCUUUUAUUUUAUUUUAAUUUUUUGGGGGUUUUUAAACUAAAUGUGCAAUACCUUCAGAAAACUGUGCUAGUAGUGUGUGAUGGGCCUAGCCUUUGUUAGCUGUCUCCUGAAGGUAAAGAAAAUGUUUGGUACUGUCAAUCCAUGUUUUCCUUUUUUUUAUUUUUAUGAAUAAGAUCAAUUUUUAUUUCUGUGACUUGUUUAUAGUCAUGAUGUUACGUAAUCAGCCUCACCCGCCCAAACAAAUCUGUCGGCCAAGGUUUGACGCAGAGACGGGGAGUUCUUUGAGUCACAACACGGCCGAUGGGUUUCGAUUUGGAAUGUGGUAAGGACAAUAAUGUUAAUAAACAAAAAAAAAAAAAAGAUGAGUAAUGAAA
Molecule: messenger RNA, 6398 nt
Organism: Perca fluviatilis (European perch)
Lineage: Eukaryota; Metazoa; Chordata; Actinopteri; Perciformes; Percidae
Gene: mapk8b
Product: mitogen-activated protein kinase 8b
Exons: 12
Coding region: 361-1515 (384 amino acids)
Biological process (GO): JNK cascade; protein phosphorylation
Cellular component (GO): nucleus; cytoplasm
Molecular function (GO): ATP binding; JUN kinase activity
Source: RefSeq, a predicted model, not a curated record